UCUAGCGAAUCGCCUUCCAUUCCUCCACCGCAUCAUCCACCCCCCUCCACCCCAUCCCACACACAUACACUAAUGCCCCCUUCUUGGGGUGGGGGGGUCCCUAAAGCACGUGCCCCUAGAAAAAGAGGGCAUAGGGUUUCCUGCGGGCCACGGGAGGUCUCCACCUCGGAUGACCAGCCUGGCAGAUCGCGUUCAGACCUUCCAGCUCUUUCUUUCCUCCUGAUCUCCUCCCCCACUCCGUCUUCCCUAUCUAUACACACCUACUCUCACACAUUCAUCCACACGCGUUUGGGAGCAGGAAAGGAGACCCACUCCCCCGCCAUCCACACACGAACACGCACACCCUCGAGGUCAUCGCAGCUUCCUGCCUGCCCUCCGCCGUCCAAUAGCCUCGGGGCAGGGCCAGCAGAACAAGCCGCGACAGCCCCAGCCAGGGUCCCCGCCCUGUUCCCGGUUCCUUCGCCUGGGUAAUCCAUUGGGCCCGGGGCUGGGCCUUUAUAUGCCUCCUGCAGCCCGCCCAGCGCGGCGGCUUUCUUUUCCACCUUCCUUCCUCCUGCAAUAGCACCAUUAGCUGCAGCAGCAGCAGGAGCAGCAGCAGCAGCAACAGCAAAAGCAGCAGGAGCUGCUCCCGGGCACUGCAAAAAAAAAAAAAAAAAAAAAGAAGAAAGAAAGAAAGAAAGAAAAAGAAAAAGAAAAGGGGGAGCCGCAGCCUGCCAGCACCGCUCUCCAUCCCAGCUCCCCUCUUCCUUCUCCCCCCCCCCCCCUCCAAUCCAUUCCCCCUGGUCCUGCCUUGCCAGGUCAGCGCCAAGUGUGUGAGUGUGUGUGUGAGUGUUUGUGGGUUGCGCGUGUCUAGAUUGUGAGUGUGCGCGCGCGCGCGCGCCCGCCAGCGCUGCGCCCGCAGGAGCCCCAGCUGUGCGCGCAGGAGCCCGGCUCCGAACCUGGGUCUCCCCCUCCCCCAGGCAGCGGAACCCGGGUAUCCCCUCCUGCCCCCACCCUUCCCCACUCCUCCCCCCGGGGCCCCCCGGCUCUCGCGGCGGUGCAACAAGAUGGCGGGAUCAGUGGCCGAGAGAGACGCGGUGGUGAAACUAGAGGAUGGGCAUUUAAACAACUCCUUGGGAUCUCCUGUCCAAGCAGAUGUGUACUUUCCAAGACUGAUAGUACCAUUUUGUGGGCAUAUUAAAGGUGGUAUGAGGCCUGGCAAGAAGAUCUUAGUGAUGGGAAUUGUAGACCUCAACCCUGAGAGUUUUGAGAUCAGUUUGACCUGUGGAGACUCCAAAGACCCUCCUGCGGAUGUGGCCAUUGAACUGAAAGCAGUAUUUACAGAUAAGCAGCUACUCAGAAAUUCAUGUAUAUCUGGAGAAAGAGGUGAAGAACAAUCAGCAAUUCCUUAUUUUCCUUUCAUCCCAGACCAGCCAUUUAGGGUGGAAAUUCUUUGUGAACACCCAAGAUUUAGAAUAUUUGUGGAUGGACACCAGCUUUUUGAUUUUUACCAUCGAAUUGAAACCCUGUCCUCAAUUGACACAAUAAAGAUCAAUGGAGACCUCCAGAUCACUAAACUUGGCUGACCUUGGUGGCCGAAUCAUCGUCCCUGUUCCAAAUAGGUGCGGGUACCACCCUCAAUUGUCCGGACGAGCAAUCCCAGCAGGAUGUGGAGACUUAACAAAAACAAAACAAACACAGACAAACAAAAAGACAAGCUUCCCGGUCUUCUCUGUGUGCAGUUUAAACCCAAAAUGAGGACUUGAACCUCGCUUUACCCUCACGAAGAAAGCUUUUGGGUAACAGACACUGAGCCGUUGUCCUGGAGCAAAGUAAUACAUUUCUGCUGGGUUUUGUUCCUUAUCAAACUAGAAUGGGGUUGGGGUCGUUUGUGGUAUGGGGCUUAAUUGGCAGCAGCGUAUUCAUCUUUCCUUUGCCGAAGGAGGUCUGCAAACAAAAGUGCUAAAUAAUAAUAACAAUAAUAAUAAUUUUAAACACGGUACACAGAAAAGUUUUCUUUUGUGCAACCAUUGUUUCUGCACUGAAGUAGAUUCAUGUAGCACAACCAAUAACAUUUUAGUCAGGGUAUUUACAUAGAAUGUAGGUUGUUAACGUUUUUUUGCACAGCAUAAUAUUAAUACAGUUUUUAAAGCUUUCUUGUAGUCUAUUUAUUUAUACUCAGUGUAUGUAUUAGAAAAAUAAGCAAUGUUAUGGAGUCCAGAGAACAGCUAGUCAUGAAGUUUUGAAUGUACAAAUGACAGAGGUCGGUGGGAUAAAGUAAACUUUUAUCAUUUUUAAAAAACAUAUACGAUUCUGUUUGAAUAAUUGAGUUCUGGUGGUGUCCUUUACACCCCUAAAAUUAAGCUCCUUUGGAAUAGUUACUAUAAAUGCUUUGGGGGGAGAUCUUUGCAGUAAUUUAAGUAAAAUUAUUUCCCAUGCUAUUGGUCAUUACAUAUAACUAUAUUUACACUGAUUUUGCUCCUUUCUGUGAAUCAACGUGAUACAUAAUAGGGCUUCCCUAAGGGUAAAUUCCCACAUUUUCCUGGAAUUUAUGCCAUAGUUCAUUCUAUAAUUGUUCAUUUAAUUGAAAACACUUAUGAAGUGAUUGCAAAGACAAUUUUUAAAAAUUGUAUUUUACAGGGACUUUCAACUUAUUAUGAAGAGGGUGUUUGUGACAUGACAGGUAGCAAAGUAAGAAUACCAAGAGAACUUUCUGGAUUUUGAAAUAAGGAUAAUAAAGUUUCUGCUGGACCAACAACAGCUACCAAAUUUCAGAGUUCAGAACAUAGGUCCCAUUUCAUAUGUCACUCUAAGCAAUUUCCCUAACCAGCGCCUUGGUUCUGCUUUAGCUCACUGUUACAGACGGACAGAAUCAAUUAUCUUCUGUCUCUGUUGAUCUGUACAGAGGGAAAGACUAGGAUGGUGGCUGGAUUCCAACUAAGUAAUUUUAUUUCAAAGGGUUAACUCUCAUAUUGUCAAGCUUUGGAGUAUGCACAGUUUUAGGCUCAGCAGAAUUCUGAUGCCACGUGCUGGCUGAGCUAAUAAAUGGGUGCGGUUUCUCCAGGGAGAUCUAGAAGGUACUAGAAGGUUUAAGGACUGGACUCUGAACUCCACCCUCCCAGGCUGUGCUGGUAGCAUUGGUUAGAACUUCAAGCAGAGUGUGGCAUGGAAAGAGAGUUUGAGGACUUCAAUUUGACUCUCAGCUCUGGCUGUCUGUCUUGGUAUUUCUCUGGCCAUAAGGAGAGGGUCUUGGACCAUAUAGAUGAUGGUCUCUGUGGUCCCUUCCAGCCCCAAAACCUGUGAUCCUAAGAGUGGCUGUGGGGGUGGGGGUGGGGGUGGGGUAGGGGAAGUGUAUUUAUAUAUAGUUCAGAUUUCGUUGGUAAAAUAAUUGAGUCAUGUUAUGGUCAUGUUUGCUUUUUAGUUAUUUUACACAACAUGCAGACAAUUGGAAAUGACUGGGUCAUUUCCACAUGUCAAAAGAAGGUAGACAGUGUUUCAUUACCAAAGUACAAUCUUUAAAAAAAAAAAAAGAAAGAAAUAAAGAAAAACCAAAAUCAGGAGAUUUGAAGAUUCUUCUCCAGCUCAGAAAGGGUUUAACACGGUCUCCACUGCAUUAUAUAAGAAGAUACUUUAUCCUCUUGGAUUCACUUUGCUCUUCAGAGUUUUAUGUACUAGUUUGGCUAUACUGCCUUUGAUCAACUUUUCUCACCUUAGGGAAGUGUGAGCCAACCUUAUUCUGAAGUGAGUUUGUAGCAGGCAAUCUAUUUAUAGCACAACGGGGCUCUGCUCUUCAUUCAAUGAUCACCUUUAGAAGGUAGCCCACCAGCUACAUAAUUCAGCAGAAAAUAGGGGGCACUUGAGUUUAACUGUCUGGAAACAACUCAAUUCUGCCUACUUAUCACUGAACCAAUUAAGGGGUCUUUAGACAGCUUAGCAGUAAAGGUACAGAGUUAACUCUUUCAUCUCAACUCAGAGAGGGCCUUGAGAGCCCAUAAUAAGCCUUUUCAGGAAUGCAUUUUAGCUGGGAGAGAGCUUCAUUCAAGUGCUGCUAAAUUGUAAGGUGAAUAAUGCUGCCGUUUUAAUGAUUAGUUUCAACUUGAAAAUAAUUUUCACUUCUCAUCCUUCUGUGAGGUCUAAGGUGGGAAAUGAAGAUGAGAAGGUACAAUUUAAAAUGUCACAAGAAAAUGUUUUAUUUUCUAGGCAGUUACUGAAUACCAGAGCCUUCUUUCCCAACAUGAUUAUAAUCAUCCCAAAUAUCAGAAUUAGACUAUUAAAGUAAGCUUUCCCAGGGGUCCUUAGCCUUCUUUGUGUCAUGGACCUCUUUGGCAUUCAGCAAAGCCUAGGGCCCCUUUCUCAGAAAAUGUUUUUAAAUGACAUGAAAUAAAUCUAAAAGUAUUAUAAAAGAGACCAAUUAUAUUGAAAUACAGUUGUAAAAGUAUUUUUUAAAACAAGUUUACAAGUGUCUAAUUAAAAAACCCCUGCUUUAGACAAUCUGAUAUUUUCUUCCUACAAUACUGUGUCCAUAAAACGGAAUUGAAAUUGGUGUCCACUCUUUGAGUUAUCCAAAGAACUUAUCUUUAAGAUUUUGUUUUGGACAUGUUUCCAAUGAAGCUGAUCUUCAUACAGAACUCCUUAUAAGGUUCCCUUAUAAAACUGAUAUAAUGAUUUUCAUUUUAUUAAACUUCCCCCCCCCAAAAAAAAAGAGGGAAGGAGAAAUGUUGCCUUGACAGAAACAGCCUUGACAUUCUUAAACAUUCAUGUAGAGAUAGUAUUCCUAUAAGAGAUUUUCAAGGAAACACUUUCUUAUUUUCUGUGUGGUGUAAAAUGUUGCUAAAUGUGUUCUUUUCUUAUGUCACUGCUGAAAAUUAUUUGCACUAAAAUAAAAGAGCAUUUUGUACAAAGUAUUUUUCACAGCUUCUAAUUUACCUUAAGUACCAGGUGUAGCAAACAAUAUUUCAUGCUCCUCUUUCUGAAACCCCAACCCCUAGCUAAUUGAUGUUUUUAUUUAUGUCAGCAAAUCAGUCAAAGGCUAGAGUUUUAAGGGGAUAAAAGUAUGUUAAAAGGAGUUGUUUUUGUUUUUACUGAGGAUCUUCAUUGCUUGUGGGAAUGGCUAACACUGACUAGGUACAUUAGGGUAACAAAUGAGAAAGGGAAUCUAGGGGAAAAGGAAAUAUUUUAUACAUAUUUGCAGGUGUUUGAGAAAUAUUUGAGUGAAUUAAUUGAUUCUAGUUGUGUCUCUACUGUUUUAAGGUUCUAUUUCUUAAGUAUUUUUAAUCGUUUUUAAAGCAUGCACCUGGGAAUCAGGAGAGGGGCAAAAAGAAAGAAAUCCCCAGAGAGUCACAUAGAAAAUAAGCUUUGGGGGCAGCUAGGUGGUGCAGUGGAUAAAGCACUGGCCCUGGAUUCAGGAGGACCUGAGUUCAAAUCCGGUCUCAGACACUUGACACUAGCUGUGUGACCCUGGGCAAGUCACUUAACCCCCAUUGCCCCCCCCCCAAAAAAUAAUAAAAAAAUAAGCUUUGACUUUUCAUUGCAUAGUAUCUGCUAAAACAACAUGUGGUACAUAGGAUCUCAACAAGCUUCAAUCAACUCAACAGUUAUUAAGCACCAACUGUAUGUGCUGAAAAUAGUAGGCACUUAAAAUUAUUAUUAUGCAUAUAGUGAAUAUAUAAGUGGUAUGAAAUAAAUUGAGCCACUUGAGUUUAACUGUCUGGAAACAACUCAAUUCUGAAGUAUCCAGGGCCAUGCUUAUCUCUCAACUGGUCAAAUAUCCGAGUUUGGUUGGUUUUUUUUUUUAAGAGAUCCAGUGCCAAAGGAGCUGGCUUACUAAUCCUGCUUGGUAACUUUAUGUAUGAGUCAGUGCCAAUUUUAAAUGCAACCUGGACUCUUCACCUGGGAGAGAGUCCCGAGGGAAAAGAUGCUGGGUGUCAAACACAUAUGUGCUUCUCUCCAGUUAGGAAGUUCUCUCAGACAAUAGACCACCAAGACAUGACCAGAGUAACUUCACUUCUCUUCCCCUCUAGGCUAGAAGAGUAGAGGGCCAGGUACCUUCAGAUCAUGCUGAACAUAGUAAGAGAAUUGAAUUGUAAAGUAAUAUGGGGGAUGUGAUACUGUCAUGAUUGAUAAUUAUUUCUGCCUAUAAACUUGAAGUUUCAGUGUCAAUUGAGACAGGUCAGGGCUGUUGACACAAUUAUUACCAUCUCCCCAUCUGCCUCUCUAAAAUAUAGAACAGAAGAGAAAAUUGUUGCUUUACAAAUAAGAGUUUUAUUUUUAAAAAACCCACAAGGCCCAGGGUGUUUUUUGAAAGGUAAUUUUGAUUUAUAACAAAAGACAAGGGCAGUAAGCCAUACUACAAUAAAGAAAAAGUA
This is a messenger RNA of Dromiciops gliroides (monito del monte), 6344 nucleotides long. RefSeq names its product galectin like (gene LGALSL). NCBI's taxonomy places the organism in Eukaryota, Metazoa, Chordata, Mammalia, Microbiotheria, Microbiotheriidae. Bases 1047 to 1565 code for a protein of 172 amino acids. The transcript has 5 exons. Gene Ontology annotation, molecular function: carbohydrate binding. The record is from RefSeq and is a predicted model, not a curated record.